AUGUACAACGAGAAAUUCGAGAAGGAACCCCGCUACUACUACAAUGCCAAGCAGCGUCGAGAACGGAAACGGGAUGGUAUGGCGCACCAGAGCCACCGGGACGACCGAGACGACGAAGCCCUGUUCAGCGACGAACCGCUCGGUGCCGGACGGGUAGAAACCGCAGAUAGUCUACUCGUGGGGGCUCAAGAGGUGAACCGCCGCAACUGUCGACAUGUGCAACUUCCGGUGGCAGGACGUCUACUACCGUUCAUG
Gregarina niphandrodes is the source of this 255-nucleotide messenger RNA. RefSeq lists its product as hypothetical. Lineage: Eukaryota; Apicomplexa; Conoidasida; Eugregarinorida; Gregarinidae. The annotation marks the transcript as partial. The record is from RefSeq and is a predicted model, not a curated record. The transcript has a single exon.